This is a messenger RNA of Paramecium tetraurelia, 1884 nucleotides long. RefSeq lists its product as uncharacterized. The transcript is spliced from 4 exons. NCBI's taxonomy places the organism in Eukaryota, Ciliophora, Oligohymenophorea, Peniculida, Parameciidae. Gene Ontology annotation, biological process: regulation of gene expression. Gene Ontology annotation, cellular component: nucleoplasm. The record is from RefSeq and is a predicted model, not a curated record. Gene Ontology annotation, molecular function: RNA binding.
AUGAUUACCAUACAUGGACUCCCAUUUGAUGUAAAUGAAGAAAUUCUGUUUGAAACAUUUUAAAUAUAUGGCAAAAUACUUGAAAUAACGAUUAAUAAGGAAUAUUAUGAGUCUUAAAGCUCCAUAAUUGAAUACGCAGAUCCGAUAUCAGCAUAAUAAAUUGUACUUGAACAGAAAGAAUUUAAAAUUAAUAAUAGUAUCCUAAAGAUUUCACUUCCUGAUGAUUAAACUUAAGAUGAGUUUAAAACAACUUAUUUAAUCGUAAAUAACAUUCCAUCAGAUAUCACCUAAGAAUAAUUGUCAAUCUUUUUUGAAUAAUUUGGACCAGUAUUCAAUUGUAAAAUAAAGAAAUAGAAUCAUCUAAAUCAUAAACCUUAAUUUUCUGGCUUUGUGGAAUACAAGCAUCCUUAGACAACCAUAGAUUUGAUGGAAAUCUAUUUAAGAUAGCCAUUGAAGGUCAAUGGAAAAAUUCUAAUCAUCUAACCUUUUAAAGAUAAAACUCAACCAAGAGCUUCAACAUAAAUGAUUAUCCAAGGAUUUUGCAGAAAGUUGAAUUAGACAGAAUUGAAUAUUGUAGGGAUUUAGAGAUUAAUUGAGUUGACUUGGGAAUUAUUAAUAGUCAACUAUUUCAAUUCAAGAAAAUUGUAAAUGAAAAAUUGUUUUGUUAAAAUGAAAAAUGAUUAACCUUAUAUAAUAUUGGUACUUCCAACAUUGAGUGACACCAUCAAAUUUAUGAAAUUGGCAGAUUAAAUUAAGGGACAUCCUUGCUUUCAACACGAUUUCGAUUAAAUACCAAAAAUAUUUCACAACUUUUCAAUUGAUUCAUCUUUAUAUCAAACGUUUUAAUAGUUUUACAAAUAAGAAAAUGGAUCAAAUGAAUAAUUCAAAUAAAGAGCAUCCCAAGGAUAUUUUAAUGGGAACUUCACUUAAUUCAGUUGCAGAUACCAUUUCAAUAGUCAAGAUUAUUAUGAUGAUAGAAUAUUAGUAAUUUCAAAUUUGAAAAAUUCGGUUACAAUUGAAUAAAUGAGAGAAUAUCUUCAUUAGUUUGGCUUAUUGAAGUCAUUAUUGUUUAGAAAUGAUUCAGAUUAAAAACUUAAGGAUAAGAACAAAGUAUGUUUUGCAUUGGCUCUCACCUCUUAUGAUGCUGAAGUAAUCUUGUAGGAACAUGAAAACAGAACAUAGAGCUGUUAAUUGUCAAGAUUUAAUAUUUCAGAUUCUCCAAUAAAAAUUCAAAAGCUUCACUAUAAGCAUAAUGAAUAUGAAAAGAUAUUGACUGAAUUAUACGAAGAGGUGUUUCGAAAAAAGGAAGUCUAAACAGUUGUAACAAAAAAUACUGAGUUGAAAAGCAAAGAAUACUUUAAAAGCUUUGAUUAGGUGAUAGAUGAGUUGCAGAAUUUUUAAUAGCUGAGUUUGCUUGACUAAAAGUAUAUAGUGUAGUAAUUAAUUUAUUAAAUUGUGGCUAAUUAAUCUCAUUUAAAUUUGGUAGAUCAAAAACGAAUAUCAUGUUUGAUAAUUAAUAAGCAUCAGAAAGUCGAAGAAAUAUUUGAUCUUUACAAAAAUCCUGUGAAAUUUACUUUGGAAAUUGAAGAAGCUGAAAACAUCAUUAUUUUGGAUUUGCAUUAAGAAGUCAUAAAAAAUUAUUAGACUGUAGAUGCUAUUAUGAAUAAUUUUGAAACAUUUUAUUCCUUAAAAGAUGAUUAGAAGAUCAAUAUCAUAAAAUUUCUAAUGAAGCAACACAUCAUUAAAGAAUAAUAAGUGGGCGAGAAUGUAGCUAGUAAAAUCACUAAAGAAAUCAUGAAGAAGUUCAAUUACAAAAUACAAGAUUUGAUAUGCUUGUUAGAGGAUAAUAAGGAAUUCUUGAAUGUUCUGAACAAAAUAGAUUGA